Dermatophagoides farinae (American house dust mite) is the source of this 2326-nucleotide messenger RNA. RefSeq lists its product as uncharacterized. NCBI's taxonomy places the organism in Eukaryota, Metazoa, Arthropoda, Arachnida, Sarcoptiformes, Pyroglyphidae. The record is from RefSeq and is a predicted model, not a curated record.
UCCAGCAAUUCGCAGUGAUGAUUUAAAUUGAAAUUUCAUCAUCGAUUAAUCAUCAAAAUAUUUUACACAUAUCUUGAUCUUUAACUUGUGAUUUUCAUUUGAUUCGAUUUGAUACAGCCAAAAUGACGAAUCAUCAUCAAUUGAAAUGUCAAAUUAUUAUCACCUAUUUGGUGAUGAUCAUUUUGAUUGUACGGGCAAAUCCGUUGAUUAAUUCUUGUCAUAAUGUUCGACAAUUGUAUCAAUUAUCGAUUCAUAAUAAUAAUAAUCAUCAUCAUCAAUCAUCAUUAUCAUCAAAAUCAUCGAUCUCAACAAUCAUUAAAUUGUGCUGCAAGUGCCAAUCCAUCCAGUUGUUGUUAUGGUCUGGAUGAUGCAAUCGCUACAAAAGCUUAUAAUGAUUUUCAUUCGGAUAUUGAAAAAAUUAUGAAAAUAUCAACAUUUGAAAAUCAUUUCAUUCAAUAUUAUAAUCGUAUCUAUUGGAAAUUGGAUCAAAUUCUCAAUGAUACCAUCACGGAUAUUGAUGAAUAUUUUGGCCGCACAAAAACAAAUCAACAACAAGAUCAUCGUAUUGUAAAAGCUAAUCGUAAUCUGAUUGAAUUUAUUCGCAUGGUAAUAUUUGAAUCCCGACAUCAUACACCAAUUCAAUUGAAUGAUCAUGUGGAUCAUUUAUUGGAAGCGAUUUUCAUCGAUAUAUUACAACAGCCACAUCAGAAUAAAUUUCCAAAUGAAUAUGAAUCAUGUCUAUUGGACACAAUGAAAGAUUCAGAUAUUCUAAGUAAAACACGUGAUGAAAUGUUGUUCCGUUUUAGUCGUACAAUUGAUACGGCAAGCCUGAUUGUACAUUCAUUACAAAAUUCAUUACAAUUAAUCAAUCAAACGAUUGAGAUUAAGACAAUCAACAAACCGGAUUGCAUACAGCGAUUAUCACGAACAUUUCAUUGUUAUCAUUGUACAGCAACAACAACGGCAACAAAUUGGCCAUCGAUAAUGACAGCAACAUCAUGUUCAUCAUCAUGUUAUGAAACAAUCAACAAUUGUUUAGAUCAAACAAAUAUGGAAAGAUUAGAUUCCACAAUGAAAACAUUAUAUCGUUCAUAUCAACAGCUAGUCAAUUUAAUGGUUAAUUAUUUUAAUCCAGAAAUAUUAAUGUCAUCACAUCGUCGAUCGAUAGAACAGGCACAAGAAUGGAUACGUUCCAAAAAUGAUAAGAUAGCCAAAAAUGCUCGUAUUGCUUGUGGUUCAUUAAAAAGAUAUUUUCGAAGUGCCGCCGGUAUAAUUAUAUCUGCCAAUACAAAUAAUGGUAACACUGGUGAAAACGCCUACGAUUUUUAUAAUUAUUCAACAACAACAACAACAACAUCGCCAAAUGAUGAUUUAACCGACGAUGAUAACACUGGCAGCAAUGUUCAUGGAUUCAGUCUUUAUGUUUCUAUACAAUCAAUGGCUCAUCUAUUUGCUAAACAUAAAGAUAUGUUUGCCGAUUUGGAUGGUAAAAUGUGUGCCCAAUACAAUAAUAAUGAUCAAAAUUGUUGGAAUGGUACCAAUAUGGUUAGUUCAUAUCAAGCUAGACAACAAGACCGGCAACAACAUCAAUCAUUAUCAAUGAAUAGUGGACAUCAUCGUAAUCAUAAUCAAAAUGUCAGUGAUAAUGAUAUGAUUAUUACAUUACAUGAUCGUGUUAAAAAAUCGGAAACAACCAUAAAAGAAUUGCUUAUCCAUAAUCAACGUUCAUCAAAAUUUAUUAAUAGUCAAUCAACAGCAAAUGAUGAUCAUCAAUUACUUAUUGAUAGAAAUGAUAACCAUUUUGAUGACGAUGAUGAUGAUGAUGAUUUAAAUGGUCAUGAUGGUAGUGGUGAUAGUAGUGGAAUGAAUCCAAUAAUGCCUGAUGAUGAAGAUUACAAUUAUCAAGAUGGUUCUGGUCAUUUACCACGAUUAUCCAUUAAUCAUGACCAACAACCAAAUAAUAUGGAUGAUGAUGAUGAUGAUGAUUCAACAACAAAUACUGGCGAUAUAAUGAUUGAUCCAAUCACCAAAAAGUUAAUCAAGUAAUCACUACUACAACUACCACAAAUACCAAACAUCAAUAUUCGGAUAGUUCAGCUAAACGAUUUGCUAUGCCCGCCAACAGCCUUCUAUUUGGAUCCAUCUUAUUAACCACCAUAUCAUCAUAUUAUCUAUUGUUAUUCACCACUUCAUAGAUUGAUUGUCAAAUUCUGUUGUUAAUUCUGUUUUUUUUUUGUGGUGAAAAACACUGUGAUAUCACUUUUUGUAUAUAAUGAUUUUCUAAUUUCCUUUUUUUUCUGCCUUUUUAUCCAUUUUUUUUUUUUUU